Molecule: messenger RNA, 888 nt
Organism: Aspergillus steynii IBT 23096
Lineage: Eukaryota; Fungi; Ascomycota; Eurotiomycetes; Eurotiales; Aspergillaceae
Product: glycine decarboxylase subunit H
Exons: 3
Coding region: 13-534 (173 amino acids)
Biological process (GO): glycine decarboxylation via glycine cleavage system; protein lipoylation
Cellular component (GO): mitochondrion; cytoplasm; glycine cleavage complex
Source: RefSeq, a predicted model, not a curated record
CUACCCGCCACAAUGUCUGCCGUCGCCCGCUCCAUCCGCCCCUUCGCCUCGCGCGCCCUCUCCCAGAAGCUCCCGCUGGCCGCCGCCCGCAGGGUUUCGCCCGUCAUGGGUUUCCCGCGGGGAAGUAUCAGGAGCUUCUCGCAGAGCCCCUUCAUGGAGGUGAAGAAGUACACCGAGUCCCACGAGUGGAUCGAGCUGGCCGACAACGGCAAGACCGCUAAGAUCGGUAUCACGGAAUACGCCGCCAAGUCCCUCGGCGACGUUGUCUUCGUCGAGCUGCCCCAGGAGGACCUCGAGGUCAGCGCCGGAGAGCCCGUCGGUGCCGUCGAGUCCGUCAAGUCUGCCUCCGACGUCCUGUCCCCUGUCUCCGGGAAGGUCGUGCAGGGUAACGCUAUCCUCGAGGACAAGGCCAAGUUCAUCAACGAGAGCCCUGAGAACGAGGCCUGGAUCGCCGAGAUCGAGGUCAGCGACGCGGCUGAGCUGGAUGGCCUGCUGGACGCUGCGGCCUACAAGGAGUCGCUGGAUGAGGAGUAGAUGUUCGGACCCGGCUCGAGUUGAUUGAUAUAGCGGUGCGUGUGUGAGGGUUUGGUUCUUUUGUUUUUUAUUCGGGUUUGGACUGUUGGAGCUGUUUCAACUUUGCGCGGUUCGUUCUAUGAGAAUUGGGUUCUUAUUUCAUUUGUCCGGUUUAUAUUUAUAUCUGUCUGAGGAAAAUGUUAGACUUGUGCUGGGCCGUCACUGGCCUCGGGCUUUCUGUUCAACAGCGAAGGCCUUUACCAAUAUACAAUGAUACGAUGAUUAUCUACUGUGGUCUGUGAGGGUGGUCGAUGAUGUAAUGUGGGGAUGGUUUACCGUGCGGCUCCGGAGCCCGUCCGAUGGGUUUACUACAAG